Molecule: messenger RNA, 1916 nt
Organism: Hibiscus syriacus
Lineage: Eukaryota; Viridiplantae; Streptophyta; Magnoliopsida; Malvales; Malvaceae
Exons: 2
Coding region: 101-1807 (568 amino acids)
Biological process (GO): sesquiterpene biosynthetic process
Molecular function (GO): cyclase activity
Source: RefSeq, a predicted model, not a curated record
UCAAAUUUUUUGUAUAUAUAUGCUCUCUUUUUUUAUUUGUUAGAUGAAAGAAAUUUAGCAAAUUUCUGGGUAUUCUUUCAUUUAUCUGGAAUCCCUUCUGAUGCUAAAGAACAAAUUUUUAUGUAAAAAUACGAUGAUAAUGGCUUCAAGUCAUAAUGGGAAUUCGAAAGAGCAAAUUGAGGAAUCCGACGAAAUUUCUCUUCACGUUUCAUCGUCGCGAAAGACGCUUCUAAAUGGUGAAAACCCUCAAAGAAAGUCCUUUAUCAGCUCUAUGUUUCCACCGAGUAGACUCAAGUUUCUUAAUUUAGGUUCUGCAUCCGCUAGUUUCAAGCGUUUAGCUCAAGAAAGAGACGAGGUUUCUCGGUUGGUGGCUUCUUCGAGUGGCCAUGGGAUACGAGAACGUCUGUCCGGGGUUUUCGCCAAGAAGAUCAAUUGGGUUUCUGUCAUGAAAAUGAGCAAGGAAUGGAUAAAGGACCCCAUGAAUAUGGCCCUUUUCGUAUGGAUCCUGUGUGUUGCUAUCUCGGGUGCUAUUUUGUUUCUUGUCAUGACCGGAAUGUUGAACAAGGCACUCCCUAAGAAGUCCCAGAGAGACGCCUGGUUCGAAGUCAACAAUCAAAUUCUCAAUGCUCUGUUUACUCUCAUGUGCUUGUACCAUCACCCUAAGCGAUUUUACCAUCUUGUGCUUCUCUGUAGAUGGAAGCCGGAAGACAUUUCCCGACUUCGAAAGGUAUACUGUAAGAACGGGACUUAUAAGCCCCAUGAGUGGGCACACGUGAUGGUUGUUGUCGUGCUACUCCAUAUAAACUGUUUCGCUCAGUAUGCCCUUUGUAGUCUGAACUGGGGAUUCAAAAGAUCCGAGCGACCUCCGAUUGGUGUCGGGAUAUGUAUAUUGUUUGCAAUAGGUGCACCAGCAUUGGCUGGUCUUUACACCAUUAUUAGCCCUCUUGGGAAGGAUUAUGUUUGUGAAAUGGACGAGGAAGCACAGAAGGCGGUUGACGAUGGUGAAAGUAGGAGAUCGGAGCAGUCGAGACGAAAGUCCUUCGAGAAGCGAUAUUCAUUCGCAUCCGGAGAUGCAGAGCGAAUCGUCGAGAGCAGACCACUCUGGAGUGGAGGGAUUCUAGACUUCUGGGAUGACAUUUCUCUAGCAUAUCUUUCUGUUUUUUGUAGCUGUUGUGUCUUCGGGUGGAACAUGGAGAGACUCGGGUUCGGGAACAUGUAUGUACAUAUCGCCACUUUUCUCCUGUUUUGUAUGGCUCCUUUCUGGAUUUUCAACCUGGCUGCUGUGAAUAUCGAUAACGAGACCGUCAGAGGGGCUCUCGGUUUUACCGGUAUUGUUCUUUGUCUGUUCGGUUUAUGUUACGGUGGCUUCUGGAGGAUUCAAAUGAGGAAGAGAUUCAAUUUGCCGGCGUACAAGUUUUGUUUAGGUAAUCCAGGAGCCGGUGAUUGCACGCUAUGGUUAUUCUGUUGUUGGUGCACUCUUGCUCAGGAAGUUCGCACCGGGAAUUCUUAUGAUAUCGUAGAAGAUAAGUUGUUAAGAAAACAAAUGAACAAUGGUAACAAUCUGCCGAUGUCGCCUUUACCUCGUGAAGGUGGGAAAUUCAGUCCCGGCCCUAGUUCUUCGCCCGGAUACAAUUCCAGCCCGACCACGAGAUUUUCAACCAAUUCUUCAAGUCCCAAAACGAUUUCAAAGGAAUAUUAUAGUCCAGAGCGGCAACUUUCUACAGUGAAAGAAGAGUCUUCAGUAGGAGGCAAAGAUGAAACCAUGAUUCCACCUACUCCGUCGUCAAUACAGAGAGAAGAAACAUAACUGCGUAAAUUUUCCGAGCCUCGGUGUCAUGGUCCGACGAAUCAAUGUUCAUAUUACACACAUGUUCUUUAGAGCAUUGAAAUACAUUAUAUAGUCCCACAUUUUCUCA